Molecule: messenger RNA, 3867 nt
Organism: Closterium sp. Naga37s-1
Lineage: Eukaryota; Viridiplantae; Streptophyta; Zygnematophyceae; Desmidiales; Closteriaceae
Source: the annotation of a GenBank genome assembly
AUGAGAGGUCGGGGCAGGGGGCCUGCUGGUGGUCGUGGGGGCUAUCCGCCAGAAGGGGAAGGCCGAGGUCAGGGAGGCCGGUUUGGCGCGAGAGGCCGUGGGGGCGGCGGAGGGGGUCGAGGAGGGGGCGGUCGCGGGCCGCCUGCAUACGAGCCGCAUCCGCCGGUGUCGCAGCCUGCCUACUACGAGCCGCCUGCUGCGCCGUACGCUCCUCCGGCACCGUUUGCCGCUGGACCCCCGGCUCCUGCUGCUCCUCGCCCAGCGGCGGCGCCGUCCGUCCCACCGCCUGCACCCGCUCCUCUGCCACCGCCCGCAGCGCCGUCCGCCGAGGCAGUCGUGGCGCAGCUCACUGGACUCGCGCUGUCUCGCCCCUCCGGCGUCACCUCUCCGUUCCCGCGACGCCCUGACCGAGGGGGCACUGUCGGGCAGAUCAUGAAGAUCCGUGUGAACCACUUUCCACUUCAAAUCGCGGACCUCGUCAUUUAUCAUUACGAUGUUGUUAUCUCCCCUGAUAUUGCGAUCAAGCGGAUCAACCGGGAGGUCAUUCGCGAGUUGUCGCGCGUGUAUCAUUCGUCGCAUCUGGGGAAUCGUCUGCUGGCCUUCGACGGCGUCAAGAACGUGUACACGGCCGCGGCGCUACCGUUCGAGGCGCAGGAGUUUCAGGUGUCCCUGCCCGACGACCGUCCGGCCCCGGCGGCAGGGGAAGCUCAGUCGCGUCGGCCGCGCGACCGGUCGUUCAAGGUGGUGCUGCGGCUGGCGGCGAGCGCGAGCGUGUCGCAGCUGAUGGAGUUCCUGGCGGGGCGGCAAACGGAGGUGCCGCAGGAGGUGCUGCAGGCCAUCGACAUCGUGCUCAGAGAGCAGCCAACGCGCAUGUACGUGCCCGUGGCGCGGUCCUUCUUCAGUCCGGACCUGGGUCCGCGCGCGCCCAUCGGCAACGGAGUGGAGGCGUGGAAGGGCUUCUACCAGAGCGUGCGACCCACGCAGAUGGGCCUCACGCUCAACCUUGACAUGGCGGCGACGGCGUUUUUGGAGCCGCUGAUGCUGCCCGACUUCGUGAUGCGCCUGCUCAACCGCCACUCGCUGCAGCAGCCGCUCUCCGACUUCGAGCGCUUCGCGUUGCGCAAGGGGCUGAGGGGCGUGCGCAUAGAGGUGACGCACCGGGGGCAGAUGAGGCGCAAGUACAAGCUCACAGGGCUCACCACGCAGCCGCUGCAGGCCCUCACGUACGCGCCCCCACUCACCGCCCCGCCUCUCCUUGCUCUCCCUCACUCCACCGUUCCGUCCCUUACAAUUUUCCUUGCCCACCCUCGUCCCUGCCUUCUCCCCAUGUGUGCUUGCUCGCCUCCUCAUGGCUUGGGUGCACCCGUCCGCCCAUGGUGCAGGUUUCCUUUGACGACCCCGGAGGGGGAGGCGCAGGUGGUGACGGUGGAGGCGUACUUCCGCCAGCACUACAACCUGCAGCUGCAGCUGCGCAACAUGCCCUGCGCCACCACCGGCCAGGGCGACCGUGUCAACUACCUCCCGCUUGAGGUGCGCCCUCCCCCCCGCCCCCACGCGCCCUGCUCCACGUGCUCGCCGCGCCUGCUCUCUUCCAAUGCCCCUUCCCCACCUGCCAUCGCCCCCAGCCUCUCACCGUGUGCUGUUCGUCUCGCUGCUUCUUGUCUGCCUCGCUCCAUGCUUCGGCAACCAUGUACCAUGCGCGCGUGCGCCUAUUAUCUACAUGUUGGUGCGCGCAUCUGGCUGUGGCACCCCCUUGUGUGCCUGCUACUUCAUGACUACCACUUCCGUUUUCCUGCCUUGUUCUGCCCAUCGCUCCACCUUGCGCCCCUGCUACUUGCCUCUGUGCAUGCGGCGUGCUGGCAUGGCAGACGGUGCGGCAAUGCGUAUGAGCGCGACCCGUUCGCGGCUGAGUUUGGCAUCCGGGUGGCGCCCCAGAUGGCCACCAUCAACGCACGCGUGCUGCCCACGCCCACGGUACCGUGCCACUGCCUCAUUCCCCCCUGCUCUUGCUCCGCCAAGCCACCCUCUCGUACAUGUGCUCCCACACAGCAUGCCUCGUUGCACAUGUACUGCUCUGCCCCCUCCUCAUGCCUCGCUGUGUUGCCCUCGCCCCCCGCCUGGCCGAGUGCUGACGGGAGCGGUGGUGAGGCGCUGGGCUCUGGUGAACCUGAGUCGUCUGCCGCGCCCGGCAGCAGAGCAGUUUGGACGGGAUCUUGCGCACAUGUGCAAUGUCACCGGCCUCGUGCGUGCUCCACCUGCCGCCUGCUCUCACCUUCUCCCACCCACUUCCAUCUUCUCUCGCGCAACCCGUUACCCAUCUAUUUUCUCGACUUCCUUUCCUUGUCUCAUUUCCCUUUCUUCGUGCACUCGUUUCCCCGACAUAUGCGCCUGUCCACCACAAGCAUCAGUCGGUUCUUACCAAGUCGUCUUUCUCUUCCUUUGCAUAUGGGCAUGUGCAUGAGGGAGCAGCAAAUGGAGCAGAGGAUGUGUGUGCCGAUGGCGGCGGGGCAUGCGGGGCAGAUGGACGCCAUUCUGCGCAACCUGGCCAAGCAGCUCACCCCCGCGCAGCGCCCCAUGCCCGACGUGGACAUUGUGGUGUGGAUCCUCAACGAGGGCAACGGCCCCCUCUAUGGUACCCGCUCCUCUACCCCUCCCACCCACUCCCUGCUCCCUCCUCCUCACUCGCCUUCCUACCAUUGCCCACCUCCUUCCGAUCCAGUCACACAGCCCAGCACCAUUUGUGGUAACGACCCUUGUUCCCCCCCACCCAUUCUCCUCCUCUCCUCCAAUUGCUGCCUGGCAACAAAGUUGGGCAAGGGAAAGCAGUAUCUCGCAAAUGUGGCGCUGAAGAUCAACGCCAAGGUGGGGGGGCGCAACACGGCGCUGGUGGAUUCCAUACAGAGGCAGAUCCCGCUCAUCUGCCAUGAGUACACCAUUCUCUUUGGCGCUGAUGUCACACACCCCUCGCCAGGCGAGGACAACAGCCCAUCCAUCGCUGCUGUGGUGGCGUCCAUGGACUGGCCCGAGAUGGCGCGCUACCGGGCGCUCGUCAGUGCGCAGGCGCACCGUGUGGAGAUCAUUCAGAACCUCUACACGUGCUCGCAGGACGCCAACGGCACACUGCAGCACGGCGGCAUGGUCAGGGAGCUGCUCAUCAGCUUCUACCGCUCCACGGGCCACAAGCCCCAGCGCGUCGUCAUGUACAGGGACGGAGUGAGUGACGGGCAGUUUGCCGCAGUGAAGGAAUUUGAGGUGGCGGCUAUCAAGCAGGCGUGUGCAUCGCUGGAGGAGAGCUACAACCCGCUGGUGACAUUUGCGGUGGUGCAGAAGCGCCACCACACGCGCUUCUUCCCGUUUGACUCGCGCAACCGCAGCACCACAGACCGCAGUGGCAACGCCCUGCCCGGCACCGUCAUUGACACGGGCAUCUGCCACCCUACCGAAUUUGACUUUUACCUUCUUAGCCACUCCGGCAUCCAGGGCACGAGCCGGCCGACGCACUACCACGUGGUGCAUGACGAGAACGGCUUUGACUCCAACACGCUGCAGCGCAUGACCUACUCCAUGGCCUACACAUAUGCCCGCUGCACUCGUGCCGUGUCUGUUGUGCCGCCGGCGUACUACGCGCACAUAGUGGCGUUUCGAGCGCGCUUCUACAUGGACCCCGACCAGUUCUCCGACACCGGCUCACAGUCCACCGCCUUUGAGCACGCGCCUGCUGCCCCCGCGCCCUCCACGGUCACGGGCACAUCCGCCACCACGGGGGAGAGCUCCGGCAGCCGCAGCAGCCGCAGCGCCGGCGAAGUGGUGGUGCGCCCGCUGCCACCCCUGCAGGGCCGCGUCAGGGAGCACAUGUUCUUCUGCUGA